Messenger RNA from Periophthalmus magnuspinnatus, 12615 nucleotides. RefSeq names its product ankyrin repeat domain 52a (gene ankrd52a). The transcript has 28 exons. Gene Ontology annotation, cellular component: cytoplasm. Lineage: Eukaryota; Metazoa; Chordata; Actinopteri; Gobiiformes; Gobiidae. Gene Ontology annotation, molecular function: protein binding. The record is from RefSeq and is a predicted model, not a curated record. Bases 189 to 3425 code for a protein of 1078 amino acids.
UCCGCCAAACACACACAGGAUACACACAACAACACCCUGACAGAUCCACGAAGAGACCAGCGCAUUUCUGCUGUCUGCUGCCUACUGCGAUGGGUGUAGUCUGAAAACAAGUGCAUUCUGUGGCGAACCGCGAUAUACCUCGAAGUUGAAUCCUCAUGAAGGAGCUCCGUCCUGGCUGAGUUCGGGAGAUGGGAGUACUCAACAUUGCAGACCAGCCUCCUCUGGUCCAGGCCAUCUUCAAUCGCAAUGCUGAUGAAGUUCAAUUAUUAUUGCACAAAAAUGAGGACGUCAAUGCACUGGAUCAAGAGCGGCGUACACCACUUCAUGCUGCUGCCUGUGUGGGAGAUGUCCACAUAAUAGACCUUCUCAUAGAGGCAGGGGCCAGUGUGAAUGCUAAAGACCAUAUUUGGUUGACCCCAUUGCACAGAGCAGCCGCUUCGAGAAAUGAAAGAGCUGUAGGUUUGCUGCUGAGGCGAGGAGCUGAGGCAAAUGCACGAGACAAGUCCUGGCAGACUCCUUUGCAUGUGGCAGCUGCCAACCGCGGCACUCGCUGCGCAGAGGCCCUGCUGACCCAACUGAGCAACCUGAACAUGGCCGAUCGCAGUGGACGAACUGCCCUGCACCACGCUGCUCAGAGUGGGUUUCAAGAGAUGGUGAAGCUCCUUCUGAACAAAGGGGCCAACAUCAGUGCCAUCGAUAAGAAAGAAAGACAGCCUAUUCAUUGUGCUGCUUACUUGGGACAUUUGGAGAUUGUAAAAUUACUGGUGUCCCGAAGUGCAGACAAGAACUGCAAAGAUAAGCAGGGUUACACACCUCUUCAUGCUGCCGCUGCAGGUGGUCAUAUUGACAUAGUUAAAUACCUUCUGAGGAUGGGCACUGAGAUUGAUGAACCGAAUGGAUUUGGGAACACAGCGCUCCAUGUGGCCUGCUACAUGGGGCAGGAGGCUGUGGCGACUGAACUUGUCAAUCAUGGAGCAAAUGUUAACCAGCCUAACAAGUGUGGCUACACCCCUCUGCACCUGGCUGCUGUCUCCACCAACGGUGCCCUCUGUCUGGAGUUGCUGGUCAACAAUGGGGCAGAUGUCAACCAGCAGAGCAAAGAAGGGAAGAGCCCCUUGCACAUGGCAGCCAUUCAUGGGCGCUUUACACGCUCUCAGAUCCUCAUUCAAAAUGGUGGGGAAAUAGAUAGUGUGGAUAAGUAUGGCAAUACUCCUCUCCAUGUUGCUGCUAAGUAUGGCCAUGAAUUGCUGAUUAGCACUCUGAUGACCAAUGGAGCAGACACGGCCAGACGUGGGAUCCAUGGAAUGUUCCCUUUGCACUUAGCUGUGCUGUACGGGUUUUCAGACUGUUGUCGCAAGUUACUCUCCUCAGGUCAGCUGUAUAGUAUAGUUUCCUCUAUGAGUAAAGAGCAUGUACUAUCAGCUGGGUUCGACAUUAAUACCCCGGACAACUUUGGGAGGACCUGUCUACACGCUGCUGCCUCUGGCGGAAACGUUGAAUGUCUGAAUUUGCUCUUAAGCAGUGGUACUGACUUGAAUAAGAGGGACUUAAUGGGAAGGACACCGUUGCACUAUGCGGCUGCUAAUGGGAGGUACCAGUGCACUGUGGCCCUGGUGAGCGCUGGCGCUGAGGUCAAUGAGGCGGACCAAACCGGCUGCACCCCCCUGCACUACUCUGCGGCGUCCCAAGCCUUCAGCAGAGUUGAUCGUCAAUUUUCUGGAACUCAUCAGAAUAAUGAAGAUGAAGCAAAGGAGUCGUACUUUUGCUUGGAGCAUCUUCUGGACAAUGGAGCUGACCCUUCAAUGGUCAACGCAAAGGGUUACAGUGCCGUUCACUAUGCAGCUUACCAUGGAAAUAAACAAAACCUGGAGCUGCUUCUGGAGAUGUCAUUCAACGCACUGGGAGACAUAGAAAGUAGUAUUCCUGUCAGCCCACUCCAUCUUGCGGCUGACGGGGGACACUGGGGGGCAUUGCGUGUGCUGACAGAGACUGCGGCAUAUGUGGACAUGCAGGACGCCGCAGGCCGAUCCGUGCUGUACUUGGCUGCACAGAAAGGCUUUGCUCGCUGUGUGGAAGUGCUACUGGCUCAGGGUGCCUCCUGUCUGCUCAAUGACAACCACCUCAUGUGGACUCCCAUUCAUGUUGCAGCUGCUAAUGGUCACGUGGACUGUCUUCGCAUGAUGAUAGAUUAUGGAGAGGAGGGGGAUCUCACAAACGUUGCUGACAAAUUUGGCCAGACUCCUCUGAUGCUUGCGGUCUUGGAGGGUCACAUCGACUGCGUUCACCUUUUGCUGGAGAAGGGUUCCUCACCUGAAGCCAAGGACAAGAAGGGCAGCACAGCUUUACACAGGGGGGCUGUGUUUGGUCACACUGACUGUGUAGCAGCUCUCCUGGAUCACAAAGCGUCUGUACUGAGCCGGGACUCCCAGGGUAAGACUCCUCUGCACUACGCCGCGUCUCGAGGCCACGCCCACAUCUUGGCCGCGCUGACACAGGCCGCCAUCGCCACAGACCCACACGACAAACUGCUGGACAACAAACAAUAUACACCGCUACACUGGGCUGCGUACAAAGGGCAUGAAGACUGUUUGGAGGUUUUACUUGAAUACAAAACAUUUAACCAUGAAGAGGGAAACCCUUUCACUCCACUGCACUGUGCUCUCAUUAACGGUCAUAGCGGUGCUGCAGAGAGGCUGCUGGAGUCUGCUGGAGUCCAAAUGAUAAACACCCGAGAUGCCAAAGGAAGGAUCCCACUGCACGCUGCUGCAUUCGCCGAGGACGUGGCUGGACUUCAACUGAUGCUUCGUCACGGAGCCGAGGUUAACGCCGUGGACGACAGCGGGCGCUCGGCUUUGAUGGUCGCUGCAGACAGGGGGCACAGCGGCUCAGUGGCCAUCCUCCUCCAUCGGGCCAAGGCUGAUCUGACUUUGCUGGAUGAGAAUAAGAACACUGCCCUGCACUUGGCCUGCAGCAAGGCUCAUGAGAUGUGUGCCUUGGUGAUUCUGGGGGAGAUCCACAAUCCCACUCUAAUAAAUGCCACCAAUAGUGCUCUGCAAAUGCCUCUCCAUCUCGCGGCCCGUAACGGUCUGUCCACUGUAGUUCAGGCACUGCUGAGCAGAGGAGCCACUGUGCUGGCCCUGGAUGAGGAAGGUCACACGCCAGCCCUCGCCUGUGCCCCUAACAAAGAUGUGGCUGACUGCCUGGCUCUGAUCCUCUCUACCAUGAAGCCUUUCCCUGCGCGGGACCCUCCCUCCUCCUGCUCCUGCUCCCCCCCCUCCGUCUCGCCCUCCCCAGGUCUCAACAUACUCAAGCACUGCGGCAUCACGGCUGCCUGCACCCCGCUGCCUAGCAACGGCCUCCACAACGGCUACGUCAAAGAGCGUCACGGAGCGGCGGUGGGGUUAGACGGGUGCUUGACCGAGUGAGAGAGCCCCCCCACACCCACCUGAGGCUGCUAUCUCCACCAACACCACCAGGGGGCGCCUCCCUUUAACACGGCCGGAGAGGGCACCCACUGUCCCUGUUCUAUGUAUGUAUGUGCCGUGGGUCAUGUGCGUGUGAAUGUUUGGUCUUCUCUUGAGGUGCAGUCAAACCUAUUAUGCAAUUAGAGUCCAUUCCUCCAUUUCUUAGUAGUGCUUAAUACGUGGAGGCAAAUCGCUCUACUAGGUCACUCGGCUGAAGUCUGGCAACUAAACAACAAAAAACUAAUCUGGCCUUUUUGAAAUGACAUAACCCUUUAAGAUAUUGCUGAAAUAACUAAAACUCUGAUUGCAUGUAGCUUUAAGCAGUGACUGUCAUAUCAUGCUCUGCUGUUGUGACCUGGUAGAGUCAACAAUCACCCCUAAAGAAUGAUCAAAGACUUAAUAAUAAUAAUUUAACUUUUUGUUUUUUUUUGCUUUUUUGUUUUACUCAUCCAUUAGAUUCUUAUGAAGGAACCACACAAGGGAAAAUUUAGCUUCCGAGUGCAAUACAGUACAAUCUGAAUUUGGAAAAGGGUCGAAAAGAUGUUAGUCCCAUUGUGUACUUUUAAUUAAUGCACGACCUCAAAUUGUUUGGCAUUUAAUAUGAUUUGGUUUUGCUGCUGAAUAUAAAACUUCAUGUUGGGGUCGGCGUUGUUACAUCUACCUUAUCAUAACGCUAAUGACCCGCUAUUUUAAGAGAUGCUAAAUAAGUGUUUGUUAAGCUAGAAUGUUUCUAAGCAUAUAAGUUAUGACCAAAGUUGAUCAACACUACUAUGGCUAUAAAAUUAUUUAUUUGAGAUGAACUGUACUGUAUAGAGAGACAAUAGAUCUUGAUAUACCUCGUCAACUCGUUUAGCAGCUGCUUCAUCUUCACCAGGGUCCAUAGUUCUGAGUUCUCGAUGGGGAACUAGAGUAGGAUAGUGACUGACUGAGGCCUUGUUUAUUUAGAUGAAGGCUUUACUAGUAAUAUCUGCCAACAACACCUCAUUGAAGCAUCGUAUCUUUGAGCACAUAAAUGAACAAGCCAUUUCAAUUUUCCCAUCUCGCAACAGUGUUUUGAAAAAAUAAAAUAGAUAUUGAAAUUUUGAACAGCCUAAAUAUUUAAAGUGCGAUCAGAUUUGAGGUUUUUAGGCUCCAACCGGUCAUCAGCAUUUUAUGCUUGUUUUUACAACUCUGACAAAUGGAGUAUUUUCAAAGCUGGUGAACUAGUCUUAAAAAUCAAAUCUUUCGACUUGUCUGUGGUCGCCUCUGAUCAGUUUGAAAAGUUAAGUAUUAUUUGAUAUUUAUAUUGGGCAGUUUUCAAGCAAUAUUUUGUUUCUUGCCUUUUUUUUGUUAAUGUUAUUGAAUAGACAAUCACUGUCACAAGGGCUUUUGUUUCCCUGGAAUGUGUUUGCUUUUGUUUAAUUAUAAUUUUUUCUUUUAUUGUUUCAUGAAGACUAACCUAAAGACUAAACGAAUGGCUCUGUGUGUGCUGGGCAUUUUACUGUCAGUGUCAACUCAAAUGCACUGGAUUGCCUUUACGGCGUCUCAUGAAAUGCCUUUUGACCCAUGCCUUCUGUAACACAUCAUUUCAUGUAUUGUUUCAUAGGACAAGGUCUAACAUGGCUUAUCUUCUCACACAUUUAAUUGGCAGCACAUUAAACCACGAUUGCACCAUAGUUUGUCAUAGAGAAAUGCCAGGUAGAGAAAACCUAGCUUAUCCUGGCAUUUGCUUUGACCAGGGUGUUCAAACCCUCAAUAAAAACAAAUGGGGCUAAACGAAUCGCAGAGGGAAAUUUUGCUUAAUUGUACUCGUUUAUCAGGAAAAGCAGAAUUCCAAAUAUGUGUUCAUAUGUUAGAUAUUCAUUAUUGGUUUUUACUCAAAAUGAUUGUAACGGACCACUAGAGCUGUUUGUGACUUAGAUGUUAUAUCUAUGCUAUUUUUCAUUUUUUUUUCCACCUCUUGGUGGUAAAAAAGUCAAAUGUUUUCAUUGGCGUGAUCACUUCAUAUCUGAGGUGUGAAGUGGCACAGUUGCACACAUUAGCUGACUGGAUGAGAGAGGACCUAGACUAGGCUUUGUAGUGUAUUCCCCAAAAUGUCUUUCAUUUUCCUGAUCGAACCCUGACAAUAGUGUCCUCUAGGUGGGGUUAUAGUUUGACUUCUGUGACUGAAAUGAAAUGGAAGUAACUAGAAAACCACAGCCUUUAUUCUCUUAAUAAUUUUUCAUGAGAACGUAAAUAUUCUUAUCAUUAAUAAUAUUAGGAUUAGGAACAGUUGUUUGUAAUCUCAGGAUCUGUGCUAAAGCAGUGGACAGAAUUUGUGAAUCCAAUCAAAAUGCAGCCGAUUCUUUGUCGACAUUUUGUGAUGAUCAGUUUCAUUUUGAUCCCAGCACUUAAUUAGUAAAGCACGCACUUUAGUGCAUUCAGGUUCUAAUUGUGCAACUAGAGCAGAGUAAUGUAUGUACUUAUGUUUACAUGCAUGUGUGUUGCUGCUAAAACAACAUGGUGUCUGAUAAAAAGCAAAUAAUUAUUUUAACCAAGCGUUCUCUGAGCACUUCAGGACAGUGUCCACUGCCCACUGGCUUCACAGUGAAAGAGUUUAAUACUGAGGCUGUAAAGUGGAGCCUCUCACUGCAGUCAGUGAUACCACAGACGCUCCACACUGCCCUCUGCAGGUGCAGUCUGUCUGGGCAGGGAUCUAUCCACAGUGAUGUCUUUACACCAGUUCACGGAGCCAUUUCCCUUGCAGCUAAAGCGUCACAGUAUUCUUAUACCUGCUUUUUAUUUGUGUGAUAAUAUCUGAGUGACUGUGCAUGAAGUUAGCUUAGGUUUUGCUGCUGAAGCAGAACUAGUAAAGUGUAAACUAUUUAUGGAGUCGGAAAUGAAAAGCAAUGAAAGGUCCAAUUGUAGCAAUAGUGUGUGUGUGUAAUAAUGUGCAGCACAAAUCUUGCACUGCCAUCUAUUUAGGCCAAUUCAGUAAAUUAUAACCUAAAUGCCAAUGGAAGAUUUCAAUGCGGGUUAGAUGUUCUAAUCUUUGGUCACAGAAAAGGCCUUUUUGCCAAAACGAGUCGAGCAGAAUGAGUUUAUGCAUUUGUUCAAGCCGUUUACAGUCUGACCAUCAAAUCUGAGCCAUGAAUUUCGUGACUGAACUGAAUGUGGGGUCUGUUUAGGGCGGGCUUUAGUUCCUCCUGUCUUUAAACAAUGGCUCUUCAUUUGUCUUGCAUAGAUAUGAUUCUAUCGGUAGCAUGUAAAAUUGUUCUUUUAAAUGAAACCGUGUGUGUAGUACCAGUAGUCUUCCUGCAUAGAGGAUCUGGAUAUGUUUGUGGCAUUAUGUUGGGUGUCUGGGCUUGCUCUUGUGUACUUUGACCUUUCUCUCUCCCUCUUCAUAUAUUUACAUUUGUGCUAUGAAGUAACAUUGAUAUCCAUUCCAUUGAGAUUGCCUUACAUUACAGCAAAUACAGAGGGACAGAAAUGACUUGCGGUUAAUCUAGACACAUGCACUCGUAAAUAGCCUACACCUAAGUAGUGCCAUAGAAACCUUUAUUUGCCUUUAGACAUAAUUCAUAGAUACUCACAUAGAGACAGAUACAUUGUGUUAAAAGCUUAUCCUUCACCAAUUACGCUAACAAAUCGUACCACAUGAAUUUUAGUAUUUAAAAUGCAAGCUUUCUCUUAACUUUUAUUGUCAAAUACUUUUUUUUUAAAUUGGAAAUUCUUAACUAUCGUUUGGCCAUUGAUAUAUUAAUAAAGCAAUUCAUGAGUUGUAUGGCUGUUUAGCAGGUUUGACAUAUGAAGAAAAAAAAAAAACUAUUGAUGUCCGUUAAUUGCAUAUAGUUGUACAAAUUAGUUUGCCUCAAAAGGAUGUCUUUGUUCUUACUUGAAAUAACACUGACAAAUUCAAUUUCUCUGAUCCACUGUUGAGCCUUUUGCCUUAAAAGCUAACAAGAAAUAUACCUGGCAGUACCUGAUAAAGUCACGUCUCCCAUAGAGUUAUGCUACUUGCUUGGAUUGCUUAAGAUAUUGGCAAAUUUUGGUCUUAAAGAUACCUGCUUUGGGUGUCAACAAAGCACACAAAUGAAUUGGGGUAGCACAUAGCUCAAGGUUGCCAUGGUGCAGAGAUUGUUUUGAAGUUGGGAUAUCACCAUAUUAGCCACUGUGAAUGAAUGCAUCUACUUAGAAACAAUCAAAAAGUUGGUGUCUAGUAUUGAAAUCUUACAGACACUGAAGAGAUGGUGGUUAAAGAAAAUCUGAUGUCGAAUGGGAAAAAAAUCGAAAUAUUCUUGUACAGCUGUUAACAAAGUAAUAUAGUGUGAUUCAUGUAGUUGUGGGUAGUGUAAUUCUGCUUAAACCAGCCUAAAUCUGAAAUGUAUGUGCAUAGCGUUUCCAUGUCCUUUGAGAGGAGCAUGAAGCUGCACCUUGUGUUUUUAUUGGACCUGCAGUUAUACCUCACCAGUCAAAGCUGAGAUGAUCCUCUGUCACUAUCCAUCUACUUUAUGCCAAUUUUUUUUUUCCUUGAGUGUGAGUGUGAUUGUAAUCUAGGCAUGUCUUACUCUAACAUGCUAAGUUCCCUUUUAGUGUAGACAGCAUAAGACCCCACUUAAGUGUGUUUAUCUCUCAUCAGAACUAAUAGAAUAGUCAUGCCGAAGCCUAUUGGGGAAAAGAAGGUAGCUAAUAAACUUUACCUCUGCAUGUCGGGAUGAUACUCCUUUACUGUAUGACUAAUGCUAGUUGACCACCUUCCCUGCCUAAACACUGGCCCCUCCCCGACCUGUAGGAUCUGUGUCAUUUGAAGCACAGCGGUGGCAUGGUGCCUUUAUAUGUUACUACCGAAAGGUACGGUCUUCCAUUUGUAUUUCCCAAAAGCCUUACAAUGGGAAAAGAAACACUGAACCAAGGCUACAGUGGAUGGUGCAUUUCACAGGAAGAGUGGUUAUUUCAAACCUGCAUUAAAGUUUUUGUAACAAAGCUUAAAGGUGCACUAUGGAACUUUUCUGGUGGAGAAUCAGCCACCUAAUUGUCUCCUGUAAUAUUUCAUAGUAUGGCAUUAUACUUAUCUUGCAUUUGUUCAAUUAAAAGAGGUUUUAUUGCUAUAAAAUACUUGAAAAACAUGGAUUCUGUUUGUGAGCGGGUUCGCCUCUGCUCUGCUCUGACCUGCAACUUUGGCCUGGUGAUGUCACCUGCCUGUCUUCAUGGGGAUGUGUGCAUUUAAUGCCAUACUGUGGAACAUUUACAGCAAAGGACGAACAUUACUCCAGACAAGAAUCUUUUACAUGGUGCACCUUUAAAUACUUCUGAAUAGGUGAUUAAUUCUUUAUUGAGCGCACCCUUAAGGUGGCUGGAUGAAUUGCACAUAGCGAUGCAAUAAUAGGGCACAUUACCAUUACAUUGAUCUGGAUCAAUGAAAGCACAAACCCAAAGAAGGCACCUGAGGCUCAGUUGGCUUUUCUGACACCAGUGGCAAAAGGAGUCUUCACCAAAUUCAAACAUAAACAUGACUCCUCCAGCCGAAAACAAUCAGCUUUGAUUGUCCGUUAGACAUGAACUGUAGAAAGACCGCUGUCUGGAGUUUCCUGAUUGUCCUUGUUGCUCUUUUGCUUUAUUUCAUCAGUAAUUAGUAACUUUAAACACAGUUGUCCGAUGCGGUACGUGCAUUCUGGAUCAUGUUUGUUGUGGCUGUGUUGCGAUUUGAUUGUGGAUAUUUUGUUGACUUUAGGGUAGACUGACUAGGUUUGCAGUACUAGUUGUGUGCAGUGUUAAUAACGGUGUGAUCAUAUUCUAGGAGUGACGUAACAUUUGUUGUCUUACUGCAAAAUAUGGCAUGAAUCAUUUUGUCAAAGCUGACCUCGUUUGAAACAGACAAAAGAUAAAAGUGCAAUAACAUUUUGUUUCAUUGCUUCCUAAGUUGAAUAUCUCUAUUUUUAUGCCCUAUUUUGUUAUCACCAAAAGUCACACAUCUGUAGCAAAUGAAGGAUUCCUCUGGUCCUCCUGUUUGGUUCAGAAGUGGCAUUGGAAAGUUGUGUGUUUAUUCCAUUUUUAAAACUGUGAUCUAUAUCAAACUUUAGACGCUGCCUGCUCAGAAAAGGACCGUGCACAAGUUAACUUAUAUAUUUGAGUAGGUGAGUGUAUGAUGGGCUUUGAUGGUAAUGUAGAUUAAACCUAUUUCCUUGAAUUCUGGUUUCUAGUCAGUAGACCUGUUAAUUUGCAUGUGUAGAUGUACUAUAUGCAUCCUCUUCCUCCUUGAAUGAAAUGUUUUCUCAAAAAUAUUUAGACCUGCUGUCAGUGACGUAUGCGGAUAAAAGGACUUUGAAAUGCCUUAUAUUUGUUUUAUUGUUAAGCAUUAAGGGUGAUUAGCCCUCCCUUUUCAGAGUGUAGCCUAUAGCCUGUACAGACUCUUGAGAUUUGUAUCUGCUGUUUAGCCCAGUGUUUGUGAUUGUGGUUUAGAAACAUUCCCCUGAAAGUGCCGUUUGUUCACCAGCAGAGGGAGCUGUGGGGAAAAGCAUUGAAGGGAAAAAGCUGCAGUGUUUAAAUGAACCCCAGAGAAAGAGGAGUAUUUUGCAGGUGAAAUAAGGCCGCAGUCUGAAGGAGCACCUUAGCGACUCGCCCGAGUGCGGGUCCCAGCUGGAGUACUCUAAAGCAGAGCCAUAUCAGAAUUGUCCCAAUAGGAGCCCCUUGAAUGUGCUAUUAGAAAUAGCCUACUGUAGUUAAGGAUGUAUUCUGCAUGUUCUGUGACAUAGUGGUAUUAGUCCCUUUGUUUUGUUUAGUCAGCUUCACUGUAGAUGUUGCCUCUUCAUAGAAACUUACGAGCUAUUAACAAUCCUCUCUCAACUGGACUAAAGCAGACGAGAUCUGCUGCGAAGGCAGCCUUAAAUCUUUGCCAGUUCUUGACCUGUCGGUGAUAAGGGGUUUCUCACUUUGAGUGGCUUAUCUAGAGAGGCCCUUUGAGUGGAAGGACUGUGGAUCAGGGCGUGUGACAGUUACAAUCAGAUGUUUUCAGUGCACCUUCUCGAUUCUUACGAACGUUGGCUCGUCCACCAACAUUCCAAAGCUGAUCUGGUCACAGUGAAGUCCCAUUGAUAAAGUCCUUUGGCUUUGCUGAUGAAUGACGUAAGCGUGUGUGUCUUUGACAGGGUCCCUAUUAGCCUAACGUCGAUUACCUCAUUUUAAAGUCUGCAAAUAUACUACUCUACUGUGUGUAAAGGAGUCAAUGCCAUCACCAGCAGCGCGGUCUCCGGACCUGUGAUGACAGGACCAACAAGUCAACAUUAGCCAAAUUUACACAUCACCAGUUUUAGUCAAUAGUGCUUAGACAUGUUUCAACAUUUUUACUGGCAAAAAGGGCCUAGAGUUUAUCAGUUUGCAAAUAACUACAGGUGCUUAAAGACUAGUCAGCAUCUGAACCAAGUGCAAGUCCUUCACCAAAGUUUGAAAAUGUACGGUUUCUAGAGUCCAUUGCUUCUCACGCGCUGACUGGCAAUAGCACCUUUGGUUAUUAGCCGUGUUUUAAUGCUGCGCUAAAACCAGAUGUGUUUAUUACAUAUUUAAAUGAAAUCAUGUUGGCAUCACUUGCUGUUUUCAGUAGCAUUUCUCCUACCUCUUUGUUUUGCAGCCUUGAAUAUUGUUUGUCCACCUGUUUCGACAAAGUACAGGAAUACAGAUUUAUUACAAGCAAUGGUAGUUAUUCAAGUGUGGUCGUGUUGUAUGUGUGUGUCUAUUGACAUUGGAAAAAAUAUUUAUGAGAAGCAUUUAUAUGACACAAUACCACUGGAAUGUGAAGCCAGACAAUGUUUUAAUGCAGAUUGAUGAUAGUCUACCCCCUUUAACAUGCAGUGGUGAGUGGUCAGAUAAUCCAUGCGUUGUUUUAAAGAUGCACUAUGUAACUUUUUGAUGGAGGGUCUGUCACCCAUUUGUCUUGUGACAAUGAUAUUGCUUUGCCUGGAAUGUUCCACAUUAUGGCAUUAAACUUAUUCUCUUCCUUCUACUCAAUUACAGGCCUUUCUAUUCAUGUGUUUUAUAUUUCUGUUGUAGGGGACAUUUUGAGGGCUUUUCACAAUUCAAAAGAUAUAAUAUUUUGGUUUAAAAUGUCAUUUGUAUUUUUCAACAAUUUGAAUUACCAAAUAUACUUGCUAGUCACUUGCUUGUCUCCGUGGAGCGUAAUAGGUUUUAGACCAUACUGCAGAAUAUUCCAGGCAAAAUGACAGCAUUUCCAUGGAGAUCAGAACAUUUUGGACCCUCCACCUAAGCGUACAUAGUACGUCUUUAAAUGUUGCAUUAAAAAACACCACUGUCUUGCUUUUAAGUGUAUUUCAAAAUUACCGCUUCACUCGGGGUCAGCUAUUGAUCGCCCUGCAGUUAAAUUGAACAGCUUGUCUAAAGAGGUGGAUUUGUAAAUCUGUAGAGGGUCAGUUUGCCUUUUGACACCCAUUUAACCACUUUAAAACCAAAUUCUGCUACCUAAGCGUCGUCUACAUACGGCCCUGUGUUACAAACCAGUCUGAUGAAAGGGGUGAAAGACUAGCUGAACGGUUUGAGGUUUUCUGGCCUGAUCCUGGCCCAAUGUUUUUACAUAACCAAAACUCAAAUUAAGCUGUCGCCAUUGACCAAAAUCCAUGCUGGGCAGUACAUAAGUAUAAAAAAAUAAAGUAUAUUUCUUUGUUUCCUAAAUGAUCAUAAGCAUUUGAAUAACUGAAUCUAAAACUGACAGCUAAAGACAAUAAUUGGUAUUUUAAAUCCCCCCAAAAGAUAUGAAAUGAAAUGAUUUUAAGUAUAUUUAAUUAAGCAUCAUUGUGUAACCAGGACAGGACCAGCCCACUUCAGAUAACACACUGUCUUACCUAAACCUCAAGCCAUUCAUUUUUCUGUUUUACUUUUAUGUUAAUUUCUUUUUUUUUUUCGACAAUGCAAUCCUGAAAGCACUUUGCCUUGUUGUUCUUUGUGUGAACAUGUGAAUGAUGAUUUGUUACAAUUGUUAAUAUUAUAAUAAUAUGUAAAAGAUCAUUCACUGUUUUGGAAAAACCUGCAUCUGUCUUUCUGACGUUAAAAGAAUAACUAAAAAAAAAAAGUGACAUUAAACCGGAAUCUAUUUUAUAAAAUGUUUGCUGCAGCCAAUUGGUCUUGUCAUUCAGUAUUGUGGCUUAGGGUUGUUUGUGUUCAAUAAAGUGCUAUUGCUAAAUAUUUA